Eruca vesicaria subsp. sativa (arugula) is the source of this 258-nucleotide messenger RNA. The record is from the annotation of a GenBank genome assembly. NCBI's taxonomy places the organism in Eukaryota, Viridiplantae, Streptophyta, Magnoliopsida, Brassicales, Brassicaceae.
AUGGAAGAAAUUUUGCUUACUUGGAGGAUGUUUGCCACCGGCGAAGAGCGUUUGGGUGAGAGAGUUAAAUCAUAUCACAAAAACAAGAAAAUCGAAUUGAUUAUUGACGCGCUGGAGCUAGAGGAGUUAAAGUUCUUAAGGAAGUCGACUUGCUAUUUUAUUAAAGAAUUUGAUAAAUGGUUUGUAUGGUAUUGCAAAGUGAUUCAUAAAGAGACUGCUGUAAGUAGAUCAAAAGAUCGUUCAAAAACUUGUCGCUAA